Messenger RNA from Drosophila takahashii, 1155 nucleotides. RefSeq names its product Odorant receptor 33c (gene Or33c). Gene Ontology annotation, biological process: detection of chemical stimulus involved in sensory perception of smell; sensory perception of smell. Gene Ontology annotation, cellular component: plasma membrane. Gene Ontology annotation, molecular function: odorant binding; olfactory receptor activity. NCBI's taxonomy places the organism in Eukaryota, Metazoa, Arthropoda, Insecta, Diptera, Drosophilidae. The record is from RefSeq and is a predicted model, not a curated record.
AUGGUCAUCAUCGAUAGUGUUCGUUUUUAUCGACCGUUCUGGCUCUGCAUGCGAGUGCUAGUGCCGACAUUCUUCAAGGAAUCCUCACGUCCAAUCCAACUUUAUGUGGCGGUGCUGCACGUCCUGGUCACCUUGUGGUUUCCACUGCACCUGCUGCUGCAUCUUCUGCUGCAUCCUUCUCCGGCUGAACUCCUGAAGAACCUGACCAUGUCCCUAACCUGUGUUGCCUGCAGUCUCAAGCACGUGGCCCACUUGUAUCACCUGCCCGAGAUUGUGGAAAUUGAAUCUCUGAUCGGGCAAUUGGAUACGUUCAUUUCAAGCGAGCUGGAGCAUCGCUAUUACCAAGAUCACGUGAAAUGUCAUGCCAAACGCUUUACGCGUUGUCUCUACAUCAGUUUCGGAAUGGUUUACGCGGUUUUCCUAUUCGGUGCUUUCGUUCAGAUCAUCAACGGAAACUUGGAACUUAUAUACCCCGCCUAUUUCCCCUUCGACUUGGAAAGGAAUCGAUGUCUGGCUGCUGUGGCCCUGGGCUAUCAGAUAUUUAGCAUCCUGGUCGAAGGCUUGCAGGGUCUUGGAAACGACACCUACACCCCGUUGACUCUGUGCCUUCUGGGGGGACACCUCCACCUGUGGUCCAUUCGCAUGGCUCAGCUCGGAUUUCUCGAGGACGAAACUGCGAGUAAUCAUCAGCGGUUGCUGGAAUACAUUGAGCAGCAUAAGCUCUUGGUGAGAUUCCACUACCUGGUGGCUCAGACCAUCAGCCAGGUGCAACUGGUGCAGCUGGGCGGCUGCGGUGCCACCCUGUGCAUCAUUGUGUCCUACGUGCUCUUCUUCGUGGGCGACACCAUCUCACUGGUCUACUACUUGGUAUUCUUCGGAGUGGUCUGCGUGCAGCUCUUUCCCAGCUGCUACUUUGCCAGCGAAGUGGCCGAGGAGGUGGAGCGUCUGCCGUAUGCGAUCUUCUCCAGCAGGUGGUACGAUCAAUCGCGGGAGCAUCGAUUCGAUCUGCUCGUCUUCACCCAGAUGGCGAUGGGUUCCAGGGGGCGGGUCAUAAAGGCGGGCGGACUCAUCGAGCUGAAUCUGAAUGCCUUUUUCGCCACCCUGAAGAUGGCGUACUCCCUGUUUGCCGUUGUGGUGCGGGUGAAGGGUAUAUAG